This is a messenger RNA of Solea solea (common sole), 922 nucleotides long. RefSeq names its product notochord homeobox (gene noto). Gene Ontology annotation, molecular function: DNA binding; DNA-binding transcription factor activity, RNA polymerase II-specific. The transcript has 3 exons. The coding region runs from base 1 to 756 and encodes 251 amino acids. Gene Ontology annotation, biological process: neuron differentiation; central nervous system development; regulation of DNA-templated transcription. NCBI's taxonomy places the organism in Eukaryota, Metazoa, Chordata, Actinopteri, Pleuronectiformes, Soleidae. The record is from RefSeq and is a predicted model, not a curated record.
AUGCAGGUGCCGAGCAGAGCCUUUGGAUUCCCCAUGCGUAAUUACGCGCCGCUCUAUCCGCAGCACCAUGGACACCAGCGCGCGUCACCCACGAAGCCUCCCAGUGGGAAAUCUUUCACCAUCGACGCUCUGCUCGCCAAACCGGAGGAAGCGAGCUGCGACAGAGCGAGUCCCACUCACUACCAGACCGCGGCUCCACUCGUGCCUCUGAGUGGACACUUGCCGGUGACCGCGGCACCUUACAUGUACUCUCCAAACAUGCUGCACUCCGCUGUCCACGCGCAGCCCGGUGGAUACUCUGUCUACUGUUGCCCGCCCUUCAACUACCAGGCAACGUGCCGCGGAGCUUUUUACGCACAAGCCUCCAUGUCUAAAGUGAACGCCGGUUUGCACUCGUUCAAGUCCAAAAGUGGCAAGUCCAAACGCAUGCGCACCAGCUUCACCAGCGAGCAGCUGUCCCGGCUGGAGAAGGAGUUCGCGCGGCAGCAGUACAUGGUCGGAUCCGAGAGGUUCCUGCUGGCUUCCGCCCUGCAGCUCACUGAGGCUCAAGUCAAAGUCUGGUUCCAGAACCGACGUAUCAAGUGGCGCAAACAGAGUCUGGAGCAGCAACAGGCCAAACUGGCCAAACUGGGACUGGCCCCUCCGCCCAAGAGCCCCGGGUCCCAGGGCCACGGCGACGAGGGCGACGAGGACGAGGAGUUCUCCGACUCGGACGUGGACAUCGACGUGUCGGACGACUGCACCGACCACUGCUGACAGAAGACACCAAAGACUCUGUACAUACACGGCCGAGGACUGUGUGAUUAUUUAAUAGAUGUAUAGCUAUAUAUUUAAUUUUUCUACUUUUUUAUUAUUGCUCUUUGAUGAGUCCCAUGUUUGUAUAUUUGGAUGAAAUAUUCAGAAAUAUAUUUUAUGACACCUA